GACUGUCUGUAGACGGAGAAUUUGUCGUACACUUCAAAGGACCGCAAAACACACAUCACGUUAAAGAGCUGCGUUGCUUCCAUCCUGAUUAGAGAGCGACAGACAGUCCGACAGCACCUCACAGCCGGCAUCUGAGCAAAACUGGCAAUCUAUUAUCUAAGGAUAAAGGGACUGGACGCCGGUUGACUGUUUAUUUAGAAGUGCUGUCGAGCAGAAACGAAUCUCCUUCCUGGAAAGAUCUCGUGCCGGAUUACACAGCACCGCAAUGCGAAUGUGGAGCGAAGAGACGUUUAAAGCAGCACAACUGCAUUUAACAUGGGCGAAAAUAGAGGAACUAGCCGCCACACAGACAGCUGAACCGUGAGAAAUGUUCUCUGUUCCAAUUCUGAUUUAAAACGCCGCUGCGAGACUGCAUGAAACGGCUUUUUUCGAGAUCAUCAACUAAUCUAACGUUCCAGCAGUGCAUCUUCAUAUGAGACAGCACGCGAUCUGGCCGAUGAUUUAUCACGGCGGAGUAUGAAUAAUACACUGAGGGGUGGCACUCGUUUUCAGUGACAGGUCGGUGUCCGACCGUGUCCCACAUGACCUACUUUCAAAAGCUUUAAUGCGGGAGAUGCAGCCGCAGUGAGAUCCAAAAGAGACCUUCCGAACUGAAAAGCAGCUCACUAUUUGCUCAUAUGUGUGACCGAAGUCGUGUGGACCUCAGGUGACAUGAACGUCACGGCCGUAUCGUUCACUUGGAAGACUUGAACAGCGACAAAGAGGCUUCCUCCGCGAUUGCUUUUUAAUUUAUUAUUAAUUCUUUAAAAAUCGUAAUUGUUUUAAGACGAAUGUACCAUGCAGGUAAAACUAAAGACUUGACCUAACGGAAAAAAGGGACCCUGGAGCCAUUGACCUUUGCACUUGCAGCAGCAGGAUUAUUUAUUUCAGCUAAAACCACAGUCAUUUCAGCACAUCCUGAUGGGAUUUGGAUUGAGCCAUGAGAUUUUUGCCAUCUGAAAUCUGCACAUGAACUCCAUAAAAGCGUCUAAAGGAUUAUCAAAAUGACAGUUGUCUCUGUGAUGUCAUCGAGUUUGAUAGUCAAGCCUUCUCUAAGCAAUACUAGUUAUGUAACGAAUACAUACAACAUCGUAGUGCUAGCUAUACAUGUUAUCAGUUCAGUGAAUCUAAUUCAACAAUGAUUCUAAGCUCAGGAGGUAUUUUUAUUGCUAAUCAGUGAAUUUAUCUCUCGGUCCAGUCAUGUGGUCACUUCCAUUACUACGUCACACUGACGUUCCACCAAGAGUGACUGAGAACUUCAUUCUGUCUGGUUAUCGUUUCCCCAACUACAGUCUAUGGCAGUGCCUAGUCUCUGCUUUUCGUCCCACCAAUGAGACUGGAAACUUCUGGACACACUUCCUCCCCAUCUUCGUGUUCACCUUUCACUUUCUGGAGGUUUUCACGUGGGAAGAUGCGCCUGAACCUAGCAAUCCUUUUUUCUACCCUUUCUGGAACUACUUCCUGGGGGUGUUGUACCUGCUGCUAGGCAGCAGUCUGGCUCAUCUCCUCAACUCCAUGUCACUCAUCAUUCGUGAAAUCUGUUUCUUUGUGGACUAUGGGACUAUUAGUGCGUAUACAGUGGGUUCCUCACUGGCAUAUUACUACUACAUCCAUCCUCAAGCAGGAAUACCAGAGAUUGGAUUUGAGGGACAGAACUCUACUCGAAGGCAGAGCCUGAACUCUGAUGAAGAGUCUUGGCCCUCUGCAUCUUCUCCCACUCAGGUCCAACUCUUCUUUGAAAGCCUCUACAUCCCAUCCUCCUGUCUGGUCGCUAUCAUAUGCGUCAUCACCUGCUGUAACACCAGACAGUGCUGGUGGAAGUACCGAUAUGCUGUCCGCACCCUUGUCUUCCUCCUUCCAUUUUUCGUCUCCUCCACUCCUGUCUUCUACCGUCUCCUGAGUCCCUCUGCGAGCUCUCUGUCAUCCUCCUCCCCUCAUCUGUUCUCCACCAUGGCUGCCUUCUUCUACCGCCAUUGCUUUUGGCUGGUGGUAUCUGCCCUCUUCAAUAUCAGUAAGAUCCCAGAACGUUUUUCUCCAGGGAACUUUGAUAUCUGGGGUCACAGCCAUCAGUGGUUCCAUUGCUGCACGUUCCUGUCGAUACUGGAUGAGCUGCAAAUGAUCAAAGUGGAGAUGUGGGCCCUGCUUCUCAACCCAACUUUGGUACUAUCAUCUGCAACCCCACCCAGGCUUCCUGGACCAACACUCUGGUCCACCUAUGGGGUCAUGGUGCUCCUGCAGGGAUGCAUAGCAUGUAUCAUAGCCUGGUUUGGUUGGCAGGCAUAUCAGAUCUACCAACCAGAGCAAAAAAAGCUAAAGGGACAUUAGGAGGCACUGCAUGCUGGUCAGGAUUAAAGUUCUUGUUUUGGAUUUUACUUUGAAUUAUGUUUUAAUGAUUUCUGCAGUAUCACUAAAAUGGAUUGGUCACCCAAAAAUGAUAUUUUUUCAUUAUUACUGAACCUAACGUUGUUUAAAAAUUCAUCUGGCUUUCUUUCUUUUGCGAAACACAAAAUAUUAGAUUUUUUAUGAAUAGGACCCAGAACUUUCAAGCUCUAAGAAGGACAUGAAAUUAAUCCAUAUGACUACACUGGUAUAUUCCAAGUCUUCUUCACUUUGUACGAUGAAGAGAUCAAAUCUUAAGCCUUUGCGUUCCACAGAAGAAAGAAAGGUUUGUCAUGAAACAAAGGUGUGUAAAUGAUGACAUAAUUUUCAUUUUGGGUGAACUGUCCCUUUAAGUUUGAUAUAGCCGCAGAAAAAAAGUGCACCGUAGGCAUUAAUUGACAAAAACUGUGAAUGUUUUAGCAGGUUUCAUUGUAAGGACUUUGGAGGGAGGCUGUUUUUUGCUGUCAGGUGGUCAAAGUCCUUGCUACUCUGUAAUCAGCAAGCUAACUCUGCCACGUUUGCUCCCUAGGGGCUGUAUUGCUGAGCGAACUUUCAAGAAAGUUCAGAAAGGUUUCACUCAAGAGGGGUGCAUGACGCAUGAUGCAUUAUUGCAUUAUUGAUACUAGGACACCUUAUAUUGUAACACUCUUCAUCACUGAAAUUCUCUUUCUCAGUCUAUCUAUUUAUCACUGUCUCGUUUUUUCUCUCAUCUGCCCACUCACAUUUCCACCCUCUUUUUAACAAACCCUUCAAACAGGAAGAGCAGACAAACACAAAUAGGAUUAGCCAAAAUGUUUGAAACAAAGGGAAAUGAAAGUGGUGUUUACAUGCUGCUUUUACAUCACUGUAGUGCUAAACUACACCCCUUCACAGUUUUUAAUAAACAUUACAUUUCACUCUAUAUUGUCAUUACUAUAGAUUAUAGACCUUAAUUAAGGUGUGUGGCAGCAUAGGUAGUAACUGUAGAUUUCAGUUGAAAUGCUAUAUUUUAAUCUACUGUAACUAUGCAUUGUUAUUGAUUGUAUACGCUUCUCUAUGACUUGACAUUUGAAGGCCUUGGCGAAGACAAAGCCAUACCAUUGUUUGAAAAACAUAUCAACAAGUACUGUUUUUACAUGUAAAGGCCAGUUUUGAAAAACACAGGUUAACUGUAGUGAUGCGCUACACAAAAAUGUCUGUAGUAAAUCGUAGUUAUUAAUAACUUCUAGAAAGUGUAACUUGUUGUACUGCAUACAGCCUUGAGUUGUCACUGGUCUUUCUGCUGAGUAGUUUAAUUUUCUUUCAUCCAAUAAGAUACUUUCAGUAAGUGGUUCUCUUAUAAGAGAGUGUGAAAAGUGCUUUAAUGAAACACCUGUUGACAAAACAUACAGGUUAUUUAGUCUGAGAGAUUGGUGUGGUUUAACAAUAUAUGUGAAUUUCUUUGUGAACAUGUCUUUCUGUUGCUGUGAAUGACAAAUUGGGGUCAUUGAUGAAUCAGAUGUAGUGGCUGUCAAAAAAGAUGUUAUGUCUUUGUUGUUCUGUCCUCCAAUUUCAAAGUCAGUUAUGCCGAAUAAUUGCAAUAGGUGUAAGGACAUAUUAUAGUUUUUUUUUUUUUUUUUGUCUUUUAUGUAUUCCAUCAUUCACAGGGAUUCAUUAGUUAUUCAUUAAAGGGAUACUCCACCCCAAAAUGAAAAUUUUGUCAUUAAUCACUUACACCCAUGUCAUUCCAAACCUGUAAAAAGCUCCGUUCAUCUUCGGAACACAAUUUAAGAUAUUUUGGAUGAAA
Messenger RNA from Cyprinus carpio (common carp), 4183 nucleotides. Its product is annotated as membrane progesterone receptor epsilon-like. Gene Ontology annotation, molecular function: signaling receptor activity. The record is from RefSeq and is a predicted model, not a curated record. Lineage: Eukaryota; Metazoa; Chordata; Actinopteri; Cypriniformes; Cyprinidae. Gene Ontology annotation, cellular component: membrane.